Molecule: messenger RNA, 2352 nt
Organism: Lasiodiplodia theobromae
Lineage: Eukaryota; Fungi; Ascomycota; Dothideomycetes; Botryosphaeriales; Botryosphaeriaceae
Product: Anaphase-promoting complex component cut20 apc4
Exons: 7
Coding region: 1-2352 (783 amino acids)
Biological process (GO): positive regulation of mitotic metaphase/anaphase transition; anaphase-promoting complex-dependent catabolic process; protein K11-linked ubiquitination
Cellular component (GO): anaphase-promoting complex; nuclear periphery
Molecular function (GO): protein binding
Source: RefSeq, a predicted model, not a curated record
AUGGAGCCCUCGGAGGCGCCAUCGCUGAUGCUGCAGGCCGAGAAGGCCCUGCCGCAGCCUGUUCACCCGCGCCUCAUAUCUUACUGCCCGACGAUGGACUUGGUCGCCGUGAUCACCCAAGAAGAGACACUGGACGUCUACAGAUUGAACGGCCAACGGGCAUUUGGCCUCAAGCGCAAGACCUUCGAGAGCAAGGUCGAUUCGAUAUGCUGGAAAUUCAAUGGCCAGCAUAUUGCCAUCGCGUGGGACGAUGGCUCCGUCGACAUUGUUUCGUCCGAAACAGGAAAGACAGUCAAACAGGUUCGUCGCGAGGCUGCGAGCUUCGCUGCUGAUGACGAGUCUACGCCACGCAUCUCUUCACUCGCAUGGGGUGUCAACUUCAUCGAUGUUGCCGCUGUGAAAGAGCGCACUGGGGCCUGGGCUCCUAGCGGCAUGCUGCUUGAUACGACCGAGGAUUGGGACCAAAAGAAAGAAGAGGUUACGCUCGACGAUUUCCUCGAACGGCAACCAGAUUUGGCCAAGUUGGGAAUUUCGCCGGACCUUCCUGACCAGAUCGCGCUGAUAGAUGUGCAAGACGCUCUUCCAAAGCUUCCGCUCAUCCCAGCUCCGCCGGCAAAUCCCUUCCAAAUGAUGGCAAAGGCGAAGUCGACGGACGCGUUCAGCUCUCAGCAGUCCAUUGACGCAAUAUUCCAUUCACAGCACAUGCGGGACAGUAAUGCUGUAGAUGUACUACUCAUAGGUUGCGACAACGGAGCUGUUAGCCCUACCAUAUAUGAUUCCUUGGAGAUUGGCGGCAUGCGGAUACCUUCUGAAUGGUCUUUAAUCAAUCAGACGCCACUCCUUCACGCCUCGCAUCCAUAUUCCUGCAGCCAUCUAUCACUCAUAGAAAUGAAAAGCGAAUCAUGGGAGCAGCCACGAGUCGCCCUCGUUCCUCUCACGCUUCGAUUCAUCCCCUCGAACGGAAUAUACCUCCACCUCAUCGCAUCCAAAACUGCUCAACUACAAAACCUCCUGCAGUAUCUGCAAUCAUGCCUUCGAACCAUCAUCGCAUACUUCCAUAAUGCCCGGGACCUGCCUUCGAGGUUUAUGCGGAACAUCAGCGAGACACUGGAGGAAAAGGGAGAGGGCGACCUCAUCUCAAACCUUUACCAUCUGGCUGUAACGGGACACUGUCCUCCCACUAUCAAGGAGUGGUUGGGUCACAAAAGAUGGGAUCAAGCUGCUAGCCAGGGCUACACCAAGGUAUUAGAAAUAACCCACGAAAAUAUCAUACCUGCUCUCGACCGAACAAGCAUUGUGGUGAGCAUGCUUCGUGGUCUUGCUCGCUACACGGGGUCUAGUAAAAUCAUCAAUGUCCCCCCAGAGGAACUUAGCAAUAUCCUCGAUACCCUUCGCUGUCUUCGUCUUCUUGCACACAAUGUAUUGAUCUACGCUGGAGAAGAGCGGCGUCAGUUCACCGCAUUCUCUAAAUGGCUCCGUUACGAGAUCGACACGCAGGCAACCGAUCCCUCUUCACAGUCUGCAGAAGAGGCAGCAGACAGAGAUCCUGGUCUUGAUCAUGGCCUGCUGCUUGCCUACAUUCCUGGUGCUCUGACCAAGAGCAAGCUCGCACCUUUCUUGAGACGCCAAGCGGAUAUAGUCGACCCCAGACCCGAACUUUUGGCAUAUGAGCACGUAAAGCUGAACAUGAGCACCCAUCGUCAAGAUGGGUCGAUCCCAAAUGGAACCAGAGAUGUGAGGAUGGUCUUCGAGAAAUUAGAGGAUACCUCUGAUAUCUCGACCUAUUUGGUUCUUGUUCCUCAACAUGCUAAGAGUGAGGUACGGCUCCAUCGCAUUGUCCAUUGCGACAUAUUCAAUGAUAUUGAGCAUUCUGUCCGCUCCAUGCAAGCUGUUACCAUCCAGUUCCGUGGCUGCGAAAUCAAGGAUGUCAAAUUCGUCGACGACAACACCUUCAUGGUCCUCCUUCGUAGAGAUGACUCCUCUUAUCUCCUUUCCCUCCCAUAUUCCUCCUACGCUACCGAGCAGACCCCCAGUACCCUUCAUCACUCAUCGGAGCCUAUGUUCCAGCCCGCUAGCGCUUAUUCUCUGCCUGAUGGCAUGCCUUUACCAGACGAUUCCCGCCAAAUUUGGGACUUGGACACGCCUGAUUGCUGGGCACCAUUUGUGAAACACGUGUUCCCCUCGAGCGAGCGCUUCACGCCGAUCAAGAUCGAUGUCAAUGGCCGCAAGGAUAGACGCGUCGUAUGCGUUCUGGGCGAUGAUCUCAAGCAUUACAAGAUCUACGAUCUGGACUACGACAGCGGCAAGGAAGGGGAGGGAGAUACAACAGUGGAUACGAUCAUGAGUGGCUGA